AAUACUUUCUACGCUUAUUUGUGCUGAAAAGAAGGAGGAGGAGCAGGAGCAAAACACUUUUCGGGCUGAAAAAUCAUCUGCCGACAACAUUGAUUUUAAGAUCAUGACGAUUUUAUCUAAGGAAUAGCACAAUAAGCCCUUAUCUGACCUUGGUACCCAUCAACAAAUUGAAUAAUGGAGGGCAAGGUGGGCGUUGGCUGGAUAGUGCUAGGCCUUGCCCUCUUCCUCACAACGUUUGGACUCAGCUACCCUCUGGUUCUCCUUACAUCCUUCCUAGCUUUUGCUCUUGGGGGCUUAUGGAUCGUGUACAGAGGACCGGGGGCUUUGGACUCGACAGCCAUCUUGAAUUCAAUCAGCUCAGCUACCCAGCUUCGUGAAGAGAGUAUCGGAGCAAGACAGAUUGUUGGUGAGAUGCAAGUUAAGCCAAGGCGGUAUAAAAGUGACAAGAGGCUUACUGGAGCUAGUAUCAUCGAUGAUCAACUCCAAGAGGUUGUGUUGCUAACUCUACGUGACUACAUCCAUCCUUGGUAUCAUAAACUUAGCAACGACGAUCAGUUCACACACGAAAUACGACAAGUCAUCCAGAACGCCAUCAUAUCGGUUGCUACAAAAUCUAAAGAUGUGGAUUGGCUGACCUAUUUUACCAGGAAGUUGGUGGAUGAUGUCGCCUCUCACGUCAGACUUUUCAGGAAUUCUCAGGAUAAACUCAAGGCCAUCAUCAGAUCAGAAGAAUCAAUGGCGCCUCCACCUGACCUGGAGUCCCUCUUCUUUGAUCUGGAAAUUGAAAUGGAGAAUGGGAUCUGCCGAGAUCUUGUUUGCACAUCGGAAGAAAAAGAAGCGGAAUAUCUUCGAGCUAUAUCUGAAAUCUUAUUAUUCCUGCUGAUUCCGGACCGCGAGUUCCACAGCAAGCCGUUUUGCUUCGUGCUUCGGGAGGUGAUAGCCAAUGGAAUGAUCAAGUCGAUGAUUGAGCAGCUUACGGAUCCGGAUUAUAUUAACCAAACGAUUAUAUGGAUCUGCAAAGACAGUACUUUUACAACAGAAGCCUUUCUACUUACGAUAAAAACUGCUGCAAACAUUGACGAGCUGGAGGCCAUGAUCGGCAUCGUCGACCAUGAGAUAUACAAGCAACGAUCUCGAGACACAAAUAGACUCAUGAAAGAUGAAGGUGUAGAUGCUAAGACGCAGCUGAAGAGUUUACAGUUCUUGAGACAGAUGUGUUCAGAUACAAUCAACAGGAUUCUCUCUGGUGAAGAUUUAGAUGCAGCAGAUGAGGUGGACGAUGAAGAUCAGACGUUAGAUCCCAAGACUCUCUACUCGUUACCUCUCAAUAUUGUACUGGUCAACAGCAUAGCACUUGCCUACUUCAUUGAUUUCAUGAGAAAAGAGAACUGCCAAUCCUACGUCUUCUUCUGGCACACGGUGGAGGGAUACCGGGUGAUGGCCGAACAACAACUCUCCGCCGUCCAGCUGUCCAAAGUCCAACCGGCCGAUGGUGCACCUCAGAAGGAAUCGGACGUCAUGGAGAUGCUUCGUGCCGCUGCCCUGAAUAUCUUUACAGAGUACCUUGCAGAAGAUGCAACCAACCGAGUGAAACUAGAAGGUCAGCUGGUCAAGAGAACUCACCAAAGAAUACAAAACCAGUCCUCACUGGAUACUGUCUUUGAUGAGGCUCAGAAAAGGGUGUUCAGUAUAUUAGAAGAGGAUCGUUUCUUGCCUGCCUUUAAGCAGAGUCCCAGCUAUGUGAAGUGUCUGGCUGAACUAGACCUUCUGAAAGACGACGACUCUAAUCGUUUAGGAGAUGACGCUUCCGUCCAGCUUGAUUCGUCGCCCGACAACAGUACUGUGGCUUCUUCUGAAGACCUAUCGUCUUUAGGUAGCCAGGGAUCGAUAGAGCAUCUGAAUGAUCUUGAGACUCCUGGUCACAUAGACAACAGCAAACCACACAUCAUGGCAUACAUCACUCAUGCAAGUAUCGUCAAGGAGAAAGGCAAAUCCUACGCUGUCUACGCAAUCCACGUCACAAGGACGGACAGCCAGGGUGUGACGGAGAUCUGGGAUGUCUUCAGGCGAUACAGCGACUUCCACGACCUUCACAUGUGCCUCGUGGAAAAAUACGAGACGCUUCGGACCCUCCUCCUGCCGGGGAAACGUGCUUUCAAGAACACCAACAAGAGCUUCUUAGAGAAGAGGGCUAAGUCGCUUACGCAAUAUCUUCAGACUCUUUUAAAUCAAGAUGUUCUGACCAGCAAUCCUGGUCUGCAGAGCAUUAUCUGUAACUUUCUGGAACCGGGUGUCUAUCAUCGAGGCAAAGGUCUUCUGGCAAGACGGAUGGACCAUUUCGUCAACCCUUUGAAGACUGGCGUUCGUAACGUGGCCCACACAGUCAAAUCCGUCCCGGGCAACCUCGUUGAUGGUGUUGCCAUGGUUUCAGAUAAGAUGUCUGAUACCGUGAAUAAAGUUUUUAAGCCUCCGAAGCAAUUGCAAGAUAUCGGGAGGGUAUCAUCUGUAAUCAGUUCUUCGGAUGAUGACAACAUUCCAUUAAGAGUCAUGCUGCUGCUGGUCGACGAAGUCUUUGACCUGAAGAACCGUGAUCAGUGGUUACGUCGACAGGUCGUCACUCUCCUCCGGCAGAUCAUCAAGGCAGCGUUUGGCACCAAGAUAAACUCCAGGAUCAUCGAAGGGGUGGAAACGAUCACUUCGCCAGCUCAUGUAGCCGAACUUGUGAAACGUUUCAAGGAGUCUUUCUGGCCUGGUGGUGUUCUAGCAGAGGUGCCUGAACCUAGAGAUGAAGCUACUAAACUCAGGACAAGGGUUGCUGCAAAGGCUGAAUUGUUCGGCAGUGUGCCAGAUGACUUGAAGAACUUCAUCGGCUCUGAGACGACGCGACGCGGGAUGCUGAGGACAUUCAACAUGCUCCAGAACCAGACGCUCAACAAACGACUCUUUUACGUGUUCCUGGAGAACCUUCUCCUCACGCUCUUCCCGGAGAACAAGUUUGGCGAGAUCUUCCACAAGCUCCACUCGCAGUCGCCAAGAAUACGAGCCCGCAAGGAGAAGUUGCAUGAACAACAGAGGGCGGCACAGCAGCAUGAGAUGCGCAGCAGACGAAGGGACGUCAGGUGACACAGGGCGAAUGCUGCGAGAAUCGACCAUCUGAUUUCUGUAGCUUGACUUUCGCACGUGUGAGGCUGGAAGAUGUAAGGUGUUACCAAAGCCUGCUUUCAUGAUGCUGUCCCAAGGUCUAUUUCGUAGGCAUUCUGUAGAAUCGCGUGGUUUAAUGGGGAAAUCAGAGAGCCGAUCUUGCGAUCAGGUUUAAGACCACGCCCUCAAAUUGUGUUGGGCGUUUUGAUUGGUCUCUCAUCCUCAGGAAUCUGAUCCAAAUAAUACAGACAAUCUGUUUGAGUGUUCACAACAUGCUCUCUGCUUUAACUUUGUGGACAGCCCAGUUAUUAACCACACAUUGUAUGGGAUGUCCAUGAACUUGGGACUUAUAAGGUCUUGUGAAACAAGGUCCACAUAUCUUUCAAGGUCAUUUCUCUGCACAUUGAUCUGUUUGGGCAUUGUCCAUAUCUCAAAGCCAAAGACACUUAUUGAUUAUCUUCUUCACCAAAUGUGAUGACAUAUUAUUACCAUCACAUGUUUGUUUUUUAACUUGUUGGAUUUGAAUGGAAAGUAGCAAAACCUAUACCUCACUCACACAAUGGCAACAGAUUAUAGAUUGAACCACGGCAUAGAGUGGAUAUAUUUGAUCAAAUUUAUGUUUUAAAAGUCAUUCAAAGGACAUCAAUCAGUUCUCCCCACAAAAAAUCUUUAGAAUGAUUUUGAUGAAAAUUAUUAGCAGAUUGAGCACUUCAAUAAAUUGCAUUAAUAUUAUACAAAAUAUGGAGGGAGCAGAAUUGGUAACUCUCGUAUUUUCUUUGCAAGUGCAUAUUGAACCAAAUUAGAGUAACUCCAUUCUUAACAAUAAUGAUGAUAUUUUGAAAAUUGGUACACAUAUACAUGUAGAUGUAUCAUCUAGCUGUCGGAGGAGCAUUUACAUAGCUGCUUUCAAAUGCGCAGGCCUUACAAGAGUUUCUCAUAUCAGAAUGAAGUCGUUCAAGGUUCAGCCAUGUUAUUGAGGUAUGAGAUGUAGUGAAGAUUGCAAUGUCCUGCAUUUCUCAGUGUUGCAAAGUUUCUUUCACCGACACAAGCAUUUAAACAACUUCAGAAGUUUGAUUUUUCACGCUUUGAGGCACGACUCAGUUCUCGUAAAGCGUCGCCUUUCUUAUCAGGAUAAUUUUCUCUGCCGUGUUGCGGGUGUGUGACAAAUGUAAGUGGGAGUGUGUGACAUCAUUUGUGCAUGUGGGCGUGGGUGUGGGAAAAUAUUUGUGUGGGUGAGUGUUGUGCAAAUGAGAAGGUGUUGAUUGAUUCUUUCAAGAUGAUAAUGCGUUCUAUAGUUUCUUCUCCCACUUCCUACAUUUAACAGAUGUAACUAAAAGGGACCUGUAUAUAAAGACCACCAUAUGGACACCUGUGGUCUUUAUGAGAAGGUGGACAUGUUUUAUUGUAAAAAAAAAAAAAAACUUUCUUCCUAUAUCAGCGCAUAAUUCAUAUUUUGUUAGGCAUGCUUGAAGAUCCCAAGUUAGAAAUUACCAUAAACAAACAGAACCCACAAUAAAUCGGUCUAUAUCUAUUACAUGUAGACCUGUGGUAGCUUAAGCAGAUACAUGUAUCACCAUAUUGGUCUUGUAAGUUUAAAACUCAUUAUUUUCAUUUGUUGGGCGAUGUAACUAACAUUGAUCUCCUGCAAUUUACCAUUGUCAAGCAAGCUUUGUACAUGUAUCAUGUACAUGUAUUUUACUGUUAUUCAUAAUAAUAUGGGAGUCCAAGAUAUAUCAACUGGAGUUGAUAUACUUCACACUUGAUAUAUAUCCCCAAAACCAUAGUAAAAAAGAGUGACGUUCUGUGUUUUUGCCGAGGCAGAUUUUGUGGUGGAUUUUGAUGAGGCAUUUUCUUCUUUCGUCAACCUCAGUGAACAAGUCUUUGUGGAUUGUUGAUUAUUGGAUGGAACUUUGUUAAUUAUUGGAUCAAUGUGCAAUCAUGUGAAUCAUUGAAAUAUACUUGCGUGAUUCUUUCAAUUCUACUGCUGUUAAUAUGAUAUAUGAUGACUGAUUGUGAUGUUGACCGCUGACAGGAAUAUUGAACUCUUUCAAUUAUUUGAAGCCAGUCUAGGGAUGUACGUUGCACCGCUCAAACAAAUCUUGGUACCCUACUUGCCCGUAGAAGUCUUUAGUUCUACACGAUACAGAAUGUAGUUCACAAUAUCCAAAUAAUGUUAAGUUAUUUCAGGAGAAACCACUCUGGCCCGAAUUCACAAAGGUAGUUUUUAAAACCACAGGUUGAAUCCAUGGUCUAUGCAGAUUUCCUGUAUAAAUUACGCUGAUUUACCACUUAUAUUAA
This is a messenger RNA of Lytechinus variegatus (green sea urchin), 5439 nucleotides long. RefSeq names its product sorting nexin-13-like. NCBI's taxonomy places the organism in Eukaryota, Metazoa, Echinodermata, Echinoidea, Temnopleuroida, Toxopneustidae. Gene Ontology annotation, cellular component: early endosome. The coding region runs from base 175 to 3123 and encodes 982 amino acids. The record is from RefSeq and is a predicted model, not a curated record. The transcript is spliced from 22 exons. Gene Ontology annotation, biological process: positive regulation of GTPase activity. Gene Ontology annotation, molecular function: phosphatidylinositol binding.